Rubroshorea leprosula is the source of this 3157-nucleotide messenger RNA. NCBI's taxonomy places the organism in Eukaryota, Viridiplantae, Streptophyta, Magnoliopsida, Malvales, Dipterocarpaceae. The record is from the annotation of a GenBank genome assembly.
CUUCCAAAAUUACUCUUUCCAAACACAGUUCCCUCCCGGAUCACGAUCCCCGUCGUCUUCAUCUUCUCCAUUUCUGGAAGCUGUUUUGAUCGGAACUGAACAAGUUGUCGCAUAUCCAAUCACCUUUUCUCUUUGGUUUUCUUCGAUGGAAUCACUGUUGCAGAGCUGGAAUCGGGAGUGAGAAUGAGCUCUGCGGAGUUGAAUUCAUUGGCUUGAUCGUACAACCAUGUGGCUUUCCUUCUGGAGACCCAGAGAUCGAUUCUCCUUAGACGAGCUCAGAUAUUUAUGUGAUCAGCUGCAGAAAGUUCAGAUUGUAAAUGAAGUUAACAAGGAUUUUGUUAUUGAGGCAUUGAGAUCCAUUGCAGAGUUGUUGACAUAUGGCGAUCAGCAUGAUCCCUCUUUUUUUGAAUUUUUCAUGGAGAAGCAGGUCAUGGAAGACUUCAUACGUGUACUAAAGAUUAGCAAAACUGUCACUGUUUCACUUCAGUUGCUUCAAACAAUGAGCAUUAUGAUCCAAAACCUCAAAAGUGAACAUGCAAUAUAUUAUAUGUUCAGUAAUGAACAUGUCAACUACCUAAUAACCUAUACGUUUGAUUUCCGCAAUGAAGAGCUACUAUCUUAUUAUAUCUCAUUCUUGAGAGCAAUAAGUGGAAAACUGAACAAGAAUACAAUAUCACUGCUUGUGAAGACACAGAAUGAUGAAAUUGUUUCUUUCCCAUUGUAUGUUGAAGCAAUACGAUUUGCUUUUCAUGAAGAGAGCAUGAUACGCACUGCAGUGCGUGCACUUACGCUUAAUGUUUAUCAUGUUGGAGAUGAUGGUGUGAAUAGAUACGUUACCAGUGCCCCUAAUUCUGAUUACUUUACAAAUUUGAUUUCUUUUUUCCGGACUCAGUGCAUUAAUCUAAACAAAUUGGUGUCUGACUGUCUAAUAAACCCAGACCCUGGCUCAGUGUCUGCACUACUUGCUGCUGUAGAUGAAAUUGAGGACAAUCUCUACUAUUUUAGUGAUGUUAUCUCUGCUGGGAUCCCUGAUGUUGGGAGGUUAAUAACAGGCAACAUUUUGCAGCUUUUAAUAUUUCCUCUGCUUCUUCCUUCCUUAUGGAUGGACAUUGUCAAUGAACCAGUUGGUGCUAUUACUUCUCUGUAUCUACUUUGUUGUAUCUUGCGCAUUGUCAAAAUCAAGGACUUGGCGAACACUAUUGCCGCUGCUCUUUUUUGUCCUCUAGAAGCCUUUGUUCCAUAUUCUGGAGCUAAAUUGAAUGGUUUUGCAUCUAGAAAUGAUUUUGAAUGUGAGAAAAAAGAACCAGUAGCUGGAGCUAACAGUGUUACCAAGGUGGAUACUGAACAAUUAAGUGUCAAAUUAUCAAACGUAGCUUGUUCUUCACCAGUUCAUUCAGAUGUCAUUAUAACUCAAAAUAAUUGCAGCAGUUCAGGUUUGGAAUUGAGGGAAGUUUUGCUUCAAUUUUUUACCGGUGGAGAUGAUGUGCAAGUUUCGGGUUCUUUGAGUGUGCUGGCUACACUGUUGCAAACAAAGGAACUUGAUGAAUCAAUGUUAGAUGCUCUUGGCAUUCUUCCUCAACGCAAACAGCACAAGAAACUGUUGCUGCAAGCUUUGGUUGGUGAGGCCUCUGGUGAAGAGCAACUUUUUUCUUCUGAAAGUGGGUCCAUGAAAGACAGUAUCAGUAGUGAGCUCGAUUGUUACUUGCAGAAGCUGAAGGAACAAUAUGGGGUCUUGUGUUCUUUUCCAGAAGGUGGAACAAUCCCAAGCCCUUGUCUACACAGAAGUCAGGUCCUUGUUGCAUUGGUCAAUCUUUUAUGUCGUUCAGAUAUAUCCGCAGAAACAUUGUGGGAUGCUGGUUGGCUUUUGCGCCAAUUACUUCCUUACAGUGAGGGAGAAUUUAGAAGCCAUCAUCUUAAACCAUUAAAGGAUUCACAUAGGAAGUGCACAACUGCUCUUCUAGAGGAGACUAAAGGUGUCUGGUCUGAUCUAAUCUUGACAGUACUCUAUGAUGAAUGGAAAAAGUGCAAAAGAGCAAUUGAGGCUUCCUCCCCCCGAAAAGAACCCAAGUCUAUACUUUUGCCAGUUCAGAAAUCCACUGUUGAAGAUAUUCCCCCUGAAUCAUCCUCCGCUGCUGGUGCAAGGAUGUAUGAGUUGGUGAAGGCAUUUGUACUUCUUCAUCAGCUUCAAAUAUUCUUCUCCCUGGGAAGGCCUCUGCCUGAGCAGCCUCCUAACCAACCUCUUAUUCAUGUUCCUGAAAAAUCCCGUGCCAGAACAGCUUGUCUGGAUGUCUCAGGUCCUGAACCUGGGACUGAAAUAAGGCUUGAUGAUGCCUUACCUUGUAGGAUUGCAUUUAAGCGGGGCAAAGAACGCCAUUUCCACUUUCUAGCAGUCUCUCUGGGCACAUCUGGGUGGGUUAUCCUUGCAGAAGAGUUGCCCCGUAAGCAGAAUCAUGGAGUUGUAUGUGUUGCAGCACCAUUGGCUGGCUCUAAUCCUAGAAUUGAUGACAAGCAUCCAAGAUGGCUACACUUGCGGAUUCGUCCAUCAACUUUACCUUUUAUGGAUCCUGCUAAAUCUGAUAGUAGUGCUUAUGGAAAAACAAAGAUAAAAGCCCUGCUUGAUGGGAGAUGGACCUUAGCAUUUAGGGAUGAUGCAUCCUGCAAAACUGCAUUGUUUAUGAUUCUGGAGGAGAUUAAUCUACAAAGUGAGGAGGUGGAGAGAAGACUAAAAGCAGUUCUUGACCUUGAAAGAAACGUAGAUUCUUCAAACCCUUUUUUGGCUACCCCAGAGACCUCAAGUUCAACACCUUCCAAUUCAUUGUAAGUUACUAACUUGUCUUUUUGAUUUUUCGAGUUCCAGUUAUAGUUUUGUGAAAUGCUUAGGGUGAGAAUGUAUUACUUGUCGUCGCCCUCCUGCAUAUGUUGAUAAGGCAACCCUAGAUAUAUACCCUUAAUAUAGGUUAACUCCGGAGAUUUAUAUCCAUUUUUUUUGUAUAAUAUAGCCCCCCCUUCCUCUGAUUUGUUGCUUCAUAGGCCUUCCCUUUUUCCAUUUUUAGCGGCUUCUUAGGCUAUUCCCCUUUUCCCUAAUUUUGUAAGCUAUGUAAAAUUUGUACAUUUGAGGCGAUUCGAUAGUGGAAGGCGUGCCCAUUUCUUUAUGAAA